GAGAGCUUCAGAGUAGCAAACUAGCGACAAAACGACGACUUUUACCGAUUUAUUUUACGCAUUUACGAUUGUUGGACACUCACGUUCCUUAACUUUAAUGAUAAUGAAGCCGCAGCGGCGCGUGUCGCUAUGUUUGGCCUCAUAUGUAGGUUAAUCUGUGUUAUUACCAAGCUAAUAUUGGCACGACUAGUUAGCAAGUAAUUGUAUUGUUUACAAUUUAUUUUCAAGAUGUAUACUUUAUUAUCUGGAUUAUAUAAGUACAUGUUUCAAAAGGAGGAAUUCUGUGUUUUGAUCCUGGGACUGGACAACGCUGGGAAAACGACCUUUCUGGAACAAACUAAAACCAAGUUCAGUAGGAACUAUAAGGGAAUGAAUUUAUCAAAGAUCACAACUACAGUUGGCCUGAACAUUGGCACAAUUGAUGUGGGCAAAGCUUGUCUGAUGUUCUGGGACCUGGGAGGUCAGGAUGAGCUCCAGUCUCUGUGGGAUAAAUACUAUGCUGAGUCCCAUGGAGUCAUCUACGUGAUCGAUUCAACUGAUGAGGAGCGCCUGUCUGAAUCAAAGGAGGCCUUCGAGAAAAUGAUAAGCAGCGAGAUGUUAGACGGUGUACCGCUCCUUGUGCUGGCCAACAAGCAGGAUGUACCGGACUGUUUGUCAGUGUCAGACAUUAAAACCGCCUUCAGUGACUCUGCCCCGAAGAUCGGCAAGAGAGAUUGUUUAGUCCAGCCUUGUACCGCCCUGACAGGGGAUGGAGUGAACGAAGGCAUCGAUUGGAUGGUGAAGUGUGUUGUCCGAAACAUUCACCGGCCACCCAGGCAGAAGGACAUCACGUAGGAAGGCUCCAGCGCUGCUCCCGCUGACUUUGGACUGCGAGUUCUUCCUUGAGGACAUUCCAUGUAAACCCUGGAGCUGAUACCCUUUCCUCUCUCCUCGUGUUUUGCUGGGACUUUGAACAGUUUGGAUUUUGGCUUUUCGGGGUUCAUCACAGCCAGUGUCACAGUUUUUUAUUUAACACAAAGCAUAAUUUCAGAUGUGCUUUGAAUGGACUCUGACUUGUUGAAGCGGUGUCAUGACUUCUUCGGCUUCACGUGUGGGCCGUGGUCCCAGUCUCUGGAGCUGGCUGCUGUGACAUUCGCCACAGAAGCAAAGAAGCAUCGGUUCUCAUGGGAAAUAUACAAAACGGCAACGGGGGGAGGGGUGUUCUCUGAUGGUUCACGGUAUCAGAUCAACUGAACAAUAUUUAGCUCACAUUUUUUAAGUCCAAAAUUUAAUUUCCAUCCUCCACACUCUGUGUUUACACUAUGUGUAAAGACAUAUUAAGGAUGCUGCAGCUAUUGUGCUGUUGAGGACAGGAACCUUUUUCAGGCCUCUGGUUGAGCCGCUACCUUGACAACCACAGAAAUAAAACAGGAGCAGAACGGACAUUGAAAAGGUGUCCAUGGUCAUGUGACUGGAUAAAAAGAAAAAUAGACAUUGUUGUUACGGUGACGGCACCCGUCAGUGGGCAGCUGUUGUGAGUCUGUCGAGUGCCGCAACUUAGUUUAUAUGGAAGUUAUUAGCUUAAACGGUCGCAAUGGCAAUGGUAAAAAUGGCCGCCACACUGACUUUUUACUUUACUUUUACUUUCUACUCCUAUUUUAUCUCUGGUGACAACAGAAAGGGGGCGUGGCUAGAAAUGAUGUUGUCCACAUCCAUGGUGCUCUGAAUGCAGAGGGUCAUUCUUCAUGAACUUCAUUUUUUUCUCCUUUUUCAACCAGUUUGGUUAGAUUUCUGGAGUAAGGUCUGCUUAACAAGUUGAAGAGAUCUAGAUCUUACGGUUUUGUUCCAGGUAUAGAAUAAGUCAGUUAAUACUCGCCACGUGUCUGAGAAAGGGCAGUCGCUAACAAGUGUCUCAAACUAAAUGAUUCUACUCAAAGUCAACAGAACACAAGUCUAUCACAGCCUCUCUGUGGGUAGCCUGAUGUCAGCGUUGACGUCACGCUUCAACAAUCUAAAAAGUGGUGUUUGUUGGUGAAGAUUAUCUGACUAAACAAAAUAUGUAUGAUACAUUUUUUUACGAAACAAGUUUAUUUUCUCCAAUAAUCCAAAAUCCAAUCGCUUUAUGCGGAGGGAACCACUGCGAUGCUAACUUCCUCUUGGACUCGGACAUCCCUACAGCUCUGCAGAGAAACAGGGUUAACUGUCUGUGUAGUAGUUGACAUUCAAAAGAUGAAUACAGAUGAGACGAAAAAAAUAGGGGUGCUGAAUGCGUUAAAUAUAACAAAAGAUUAAUUUAAUUUCUCUUCGACUUCAAAGUUUGAACUCUCCAAUCUGCACACUGCCUCCUCAGCAUUCACUAAUGUUCUUACACCUAACUUGUUGUGUUAUUUAUUCAUCAGGUUUUUGGCCUUGAGAGCAAAUGACUUGUUGAAAGGGUUUGGGACAUUUUGUCAAGGCCUACUUUACUUUGACGGGGUUUCCUGUGGCAGCUGUGUAGUGUGGAGAGUUCAAAUCCAAAUAAUGUGAGCAAAAAUAGUUUGAGUCCAACUCUGCAUGAAGAGGAGAAAAAACUAUGAACGCUUUAUUUUUAUUUUUAUACUCUCCUUUUUUGGUUGCACAAUUGUACUGGUAGCACAAUGCAGCUCAUUGGAGCUUCAUACAUCAAACAGCUCAGAAAUGACAUGAAUACCUGUUGUCAGCUUGCUGUAAAAUCAGCUGUUCCCUAAAGUUGGAGCCCACAUUCUCAUUCAGAGCCAGAACAAUGCAGGUGUUUUCAGAAACUAGAAUUAUCAUUAUCUAGCAAUUUGUCGUUUUAGUUUCUUUAUGUUCCCCGUUUAUGUUUUUUGGGGGGGGGGGGGGAUUGACUUUGGAAAUAUUAAUGCUCAUAAUUGGACACUACAGCUGGGUAACAGGGCAAGAUAUCUGUCACAGAGGAAUCCUGCUGCAUCACUUUAUACCAGGAGGGUCACUUGGGAUGUAUGAAGUUGUGUCCUCUGUCAGUCACAUAUAUGGCAGAUGAAAAUAAUAAACUUCUGAUUUCAAAGACU
Messenger RNA from Pseudoliparis swirei, 3026 nucleotides. It is a transcript of the gene arfrp1, whose product is annotated as ADP-ribosylation factor related protein 1. The transcript has 7 exons. The coding region runs from base 229 to 834 and encodes 201 amino acids. The record is from RefSeq and is a predicted model, not a curated record. Gene Ontology annotation, biological process: protein localization to organelle; intracellular protein transport; Golgi to plasma membrane protein transport. NCBI's taxonomy places the organism in Eukaryota, Metazoa, Chordata, Actinopteri, Perciformes, Liparidae. Gene Ontology annotation, cellular component: Golgi apparatus. Gene Ontology annotation, molecular function: GTP binding; GTPase activity.